Molecule: messenger RNA, 4747 nt
Organism: Zootoca vivipara (common lizard)
Lineage: Eukaryota; Metazoa; Chordata; Lepidosauria; Squamata; Lacertidae
Gene: RGS6
Product: regulator of G protein signaling 6
Biological process (GO): G protein-coupled receptor signaling pathway; intracellular signal transduction; positive regulation of GTPase activity
Cellular component (GO): cytoplasm; neuron projection
Molecular function (GO): GTPase activator activity
Source: RefSeq, a predicted model, not a curated record
CUUGGAGCCUCUGUUUUUCCUUCUCCAUCCACAUCUCCUCCCUCGGCUCCGCUGGGCUGGCUUCUUCUUCUUCUCCUCCGCCGCCGCUGGGCUGGUCUCCCCGCCGCCACCGCCCGGCCUCGAGCGUAGCAAGACGGCGAGGGCGAAGAGCGUGUGCCAGAGCCGCGGGGAAGGCGAGAGAGGAAGGCGCGCGCGGAGGGGGAAUGCAGCGACGGGAGGCGUGAGCCGCCGAGCAUGUUGAGCGGGGCUCCGCCGCUUCUUCUGGGUCCAUCUUCGCCAGCGGCGCUGCCAACCCUCCCUCGACCCCUUUGGCAGCCGGUACGCGCCCUCCUGAGGACGACGACGACGUCUAAGAUACCCUGAAAGGCGGGCGGGAGAAAGAGAGGUCCAGAUCCCCAGGGAAGCCGCCUCUCCUUUAACCCGCCUCCCCCCCUCCCCUCCCCUCCCCGCCACUUCGGCUUCAACAUGAAUCAGGCUGCUCCCUGCCGCCGAGGGGAAAUUUAAAAGCCGUAGGAAAGCGACCCACAGCAGAUCCUUGGUUGCCAAGCCUGGGUGAGAAGAAGGCAGUUCAUAAUGGCCCAAGGAUCCAGUGACAUGGAAACAGCUGAUCAAGAGGAGAGCUCUCCAAAUAUGAUUGUUUACAGAAAAAUUGAAGAUGUCAUUACAAGAAUGCAAGAUGACAAAACAGGUGGUGUGCCCAUCCGAACAGUCAAGAGCUUUCUGUCAAAAAUCCCCAGUGUUGUCACAGGGACUGACAUAGUGCAGUGGCUAAUGAAGAAUCUCGCCAUUGAAGACCCAGCUGAAGCAAUACAUAUGGGAAGUCUCAUUGCAGCACAGGGAUAUAUUUUCCCAAUCUCGGAUCAUGUACUUACUUUGAAGGAUGAUGGGACUUUCUAUCGCUUUCAGGCUCCAUAUUUUUGGCCUUCAAAUUGUUGGGAACCAGAAAACACAGACUAUGCCAUCUAUCUUUGCAAGAGGACCAUGCAGAACAAAGCGAGGCUGGAGCUGGCGGAUUAUGAAGCCGAGAACUUGGCAAGACUUCAGAGAGCUUUUGCAAGAAAGUGGGAAUUCAUCUUUAUGCAAGCCGAAGCUCAAGUGAAAAUUGACAGAAAAAAGGAUAAAACAGAAAGAAAAAUUUUGGAUAGUCAAGAAAGAGCCUUCUGGGAUGUCCAUAGGCCAGUGCCAGGCUGCGUGAACACAACGGAGAUGGACAUCAGAAAGUGUCGGCGUAUGAAAAAUCCACAGAGGGUCAAAAAGUCAGUAUAUGGAGUUACAGAAGACAGUCAGUCCCAAAGUCCUGUACAUAUGCCCUCCCAACCAGCUCGGAAAACAACAAAAGAUGAUGUCCGGAAGCAAAUAACAUUUCUGAACGUGCAGAUAGACAGACACUGUUUAAAAAUGUCUAAAGUAGCAGAAAGUUUAAUUACUUAUUCAGAUCAGUACAUUGACUAUGACCCUUUUUUAACUCCUGCUGAACCUUCCAAUCCCUGGAUAAAUGAUGACGCUAUAUUUUGGGACUUAGAAACAAGCAAGGAGCCUUCUCAGCACCGGGUCAAAAGAUGGGGCUUCUCUAUAGAUGAGGUGUUGAAAGAUCCUGUUGGGCGUGACCAGUUUCUUCGGUUUCUGGAAUCGGAAUUCAGUUCUGAAAACCUCAGGUUUUGGUUGGCUGUCCAAGACCUGAAAAAGCAACCAUUGCAAGAUGUAGCUACCAGAGUGGAAGAUAUCUGGCAAGAGUUCCUCGCUCCUGGGGCCCAGAGUGCCAUCAACUUGGACUCUCACAGCUAUGAGAUAACAAGCCAAAAUGUCAAAGACCCAGGGAGGUACACAUAUGAAGAUGCACAGGAGCACAUUUACAAGCUGAUGAAGAGCGACAGCUAUGCACGUUUCCUCCGUUCUAAUGCUUACCAAGACUUGUUGCUGGCAAAGAAGAAGGGGAAGUCGCUGGCAGGCAAGCGCCUCACAGGCUUGAUGCAAUCCUCUUGACAGCAUCGUCUCAGCAAGCGGUCGCUGGCAUCUCCGAAGGACAGCUGCACUCACUCAACCUCCUCCACGGCGGAAAUAUCAUUUGGGGGCAAAUGGGUCACUGUGUGUGUGCGCGCGCGUGUCUGUGUGUUUGUGUACGGCUGGGAGUGCAAACAAUAUGGGGAGAGAAAGAGACGGAAGGGAGCACUGGGAAGGAGAAGGAAACCACGAGGGAGAGUCUGGCCCACCCGGAGGUUCCUCUUUUCAUAGUUUACAUCAACACUUUUCUUACUUGUACAGCUUUGUAAUGGCACUGAGUUCUAUCAAGAGAAUUCUCUGUUUCUCGUUUGAUUUCAGAGGAGCACAACUUGCUGUAUGCAGGAUGCCAACUCAGGCAGAGAUUGGAGGGGGACUAUGGGUGUCAUUUAAUGUAGGGGCCCUAAGAGAAAUCUUGAUAAAGAUUUGGUUGAGAUCCAUAUUCGUAAUGUAGGCGCUUUCUCACACUCAUAUCUCCUCCUCCUCCUCCUCCUGCUGCUGCUGCAUGUGUACAGGCAAAAAUAUCCAUCUUCUGCAUAUCUUGAUAGCCCUUUAUUCUUCUUUGCCAUGGAUAAUGGCUAUUGCUGACUUGACAGUAACUUCUCAGAUUUGGAAUCCUUUCCGAAACCUGAAGAGGUGUUUUUUUUCUCCACCUGAGAGAAUAGUACACAGUACAGGUGUUGCCAUCCUUGAGUGGAAAUGCAGAUUAAAGUAGGCAAAGGGGAAUCGGAGCAAGAGGAAAGGGUGGUCCAAAAUACCUUUCCUCCCUAGCCACAGAAAGAGCUCUUGCUGAUCCUGCCACAUGUCCCCUUUCAUAGAACCGUUCAGGUACAGUAAAAUAAUAAUCGAAAUUUCCCUAAGGAUGGGAGGAAGAAAUCAGUUUUACCACAAUGAGAUAGAAGAUAUAUUAUCACCCACUUUUUAAAUAAUGGUUCUAAAAGUGCUUUUUAGCUUCUUCACUCACUGUCAGCAAUAUCCGUCCAAAAAUACAUUUUGGGUUCCUCAGCUGCAUAGAAAGGGGCAAAGCUACUGAUUGCCAGCUCAGGAUUUGGUCCAUAAAGCCAGACUCUAAGCUUCCUGUGAGGGGUCUGAUUUCAGUAGAGUUGCUUUGCAUUUUGCACAAGUGAAAAUGUUGGCCCUGCUUCUUGGGCGAUAUGAUCAAAAUGUUAUGCCAGGCCUGCACAGCUUGUGUAGCCCAAGCUUAUAGGGUGGCCUGCCAAGUGUUUGGCAGCCUGUCUGUUGUUGCUUUGCAGUUCCAGGAAGGCAGCAAACAUGGAUGGUUUUCUGAACCCCUCACUAUCUGUUGCACACGGCCAGUGGGCUGCAUUCAAGUUUGUUGUAUCACAAGUUGUGCUGGCCUGCUUUAUGCACACAUGCUGUAAAAAAACACACCAUCUUUGAAGAGGUGAUAUUGGAUUGGGAAAGAAGUCUUGUCUUUGUUGUGUGGUUGCACUUUCGGCAUACUUCUUCCCAUUUUGUCUGUCUCACGAUUUAGUCAAACAGAGUAAACCAAGCUGAUGGGAGAAUUUGAGACAUCUCCCUGCACUUGUAGGAAGAGAGAGAGCCUGUGGUCAUUUGUGCUAAAGCAAAUCCUAGUAGGGCUAUUUAUUCAUUCCUGGACAACUAAGUCGCAAACAAGUCUCUUUUGUAGAGAAAGGGGGAAAUCAGUCCAAAACACUUUGGCUUGGAGGUGAAUGGCUUUUUGCUCAGUGUAAUGGCAUUUGAACAUCUCUCACAAUGUGGCAAUAAGUGAGGAUGGCUUGAAACUGUGUGAUAACUCAGCUAGGUAUCGAAAUAAUAUGGCUGAUUUCUCAGAAUUGUUCUCAGUGCUCUGAGAAAUGGGAGCACAGGGGAACUAGCUUAAAAAAAGUAGUAAAAGGAGACAAAGUGCUACUUUAAGUGUGAACUAAAACAAGUUCAAUCUGAUUUGGACCUACUUAGCAUCAUAAUGAUUAUCUAAGGCAAUCUUCUCCAAUACUGGGUCCCUGUCUGUUGUUGGACUCCAACUCCCAUCAUCCCCAAGCAGUAUGGCAAAUGCUGAGACAUCUGGUCCAAGGAUGAGGAAGGAUAGUCUAAGUAGUGUUGAUAUUUUUGUGUAAUACAUAUUUCAUAAUACAUAUGUUCAUAAAAAUCUUUCCACUUUAAAUGCACAUGAAGCUAUUUUAUUGGCAGUAGGUGGAUAUAAAGUAUCAUGAAUUCUUAGCGUGGUGGGGAAAACAUUCCCGUCCACCUUCUAGUACAAAAAGGCAAUAUGGGUAAUUUUCUGUCAGACAUUGUGCUACUGGUUCUUAGAUGGACAAGUUAUCAUUAUGUAUGUUGAUCCAGCACAGCACAUUGCAGAAUAACAGUGCCCCAAGGAGCUUACAAUCUAAAUUUAUUGACAAGUGGGACAAUAAAGGGUAGAGAGGAAGAUGGAGUUGGGAGGAAACAAAGGAAGAACCACUUAGAACAAGAGGAGUCAACCUUUUUGGACCAGGAAAACAUUUCAAAUCCUGAGAGAAUGUUGUGGGUGCCAGUCACAAAAUGGCUGUUGUUAGGGCAUUGCAUAACUCAAAAUGGCUGCCAUGGGAGUGGCAAGAUGCACUUGCUGCCACUUACCCCCCACACCACCCCCAGGGCAACCUCAUGCUAGUCCUGAUUGUAGAGCUCAUACAACAUGGAUUUUUUUCACACUCCCAUUUCUCCUCCUCUCUUUACCAAAGUACAUCUCUCUCUCCCUUCCGCAUAGACCAGACAUAGGCAACCUUGG